UAUUUUAAUAAACAUUUGGUUGAAAUGAUGUUUUUCAUUUUCAUGCAAUAAUAUCUAUUGCCUGAUAAUAGAUUCAUUGAUUGCUUUAUGUGAAUAAUAAUAAUGAUUGACAGCUGGUGAUAACAUUGGAGACGAAUUAAUCCGGAAUUCCAGUUUGUCGCAUUCUGACAUUUACGAAAAUAUCAUAGUCAUUCAAACUCUUUAAGAACAUGUGUGUAAACUGUUACAUCUAUAUGAUAUAGAAUGUUUGACGGAGUCCUAGCUAGAGUAUUAAGAAAGGGUUGAAGUAUGGAGAGGAUAGCAAACGUUCAGUGUGAUUUUCUGACAGGGCCAGUGACAGCCGUACAUACUGUCAGAGAUAAUAUUGUUUUGGCGGGAAUAGGAAGCUAUCUUCAUACUUUUGAUAUUGUGGAACAAAAAAGCAUAGGAUGUGUCUUGGUAUUGCCGUGUCACAGUAUCCAUGGAAUCCGAGAAGCUAGGGCAAAUCAGAAGACAUCAUCAACUCUUGCUGUUUUUGGAGAAAAGUACAUCACUGUGCUGGACCUUCAUCUAUUGGUAGACAAUUCACAGAGGGACGCAGAUGAUGCAAACACUGGUAACCAUCGUGACUGUGUAUGCAAUGUGACAACAAAAGCAGAAAUGAAGGAGUUUGAGGAUUGGAUUUGGGAUGCAAUUUUUCUAGAUCCUAGCGAGAACAGUAAUUUGGCCCUGGCCCUGGGGCACAACACAGUGAUUCAGUGGGACUGGAAACAGGGCCUGAUAGUUGAGGCAGUCACCUGUGUGGAAAACUGUAUAUUAUAUUGUGCCAAGUUGAUAAAUUCCAGAUGGGAUCAUCUCUUGUUGGCUGCUGGAACUGUGUUCAAUGAAAUACUACUAUGGGCUCCAAGAGGUCAAAGGUCACCAUCUGGUCAUGUGACUGUCAUGAAGAGUCUAAAAGGCCACAAGGGGGUAAUUUUUUCUGUGGACUACCUGAAUCAGAAACAGCUGAUGUGUUCUGCCUCGGAUGACCGUAGCAUUCGUCUGUGGCAGUGUACGUUUCAUAGCUCUUCCACUCCAUGCGGGACUGAAAUACCACUGGAAUUCUGGGAAAACUGUAACUGUUCAUGCAUCCAUGUGUUGUAUGGACACUCGGCCAGAGUGUGGGACAUCAGGUUACUGACCUCUACUUUGGUCAGUAUUGGAGAAGAUUCUAUGUGCUGUGUUUGGGACUAUGAAGGAGCUGUUCUUCAGAAGUUCAAAGGUCAUAAGGGUAAAAGUAUAUGGAGUUUAUCUGUAGAUGACAAAGAAAAAUUUGUGGUGACGGGAGGGGGGGAUGGUAGUGUUCGUCUCUGGUAUUUGUCAUCGAAGUCAGAAAGAUCAAAUUACAUCACCCACUCUUUACAGUUACCACAAACUUCAUCUGGGAAGGAGGAUGACUAUCCCCGCUCAGUGAGUCUGCUGGAUUACGAUGAGAUCGUCAUCAACACUAACGAAGGGUUUCUGUUCUUGUACGGGAUUGAGAAGAACCAAUGGAAGACUCUACAGACAGACCCAGAGUUCAGGUCAUACACUAUAAUGGCUGUAGCCCCCACCAGCCACAGGUGUGUUGCACUGGGAAAUAUCCAUGGAAAACUGAGGAUUUUUAUGUCAGACGGUCCUCAGUUAAUUUGGAGUCAUAAGGACUGGCAGAUAUACAAUGGAAAGACUAUGAGCAUCCAUUGGUUGUCUGGUACCCGGCUCCUGACAUCCGGUCCUGAAGGAGAAAUUAAAAUAUGGAAUUUUGAAGUUGUGUCUUUGACUCUGGAGUGUUGUGGGCGGUACAUUCUACCAGCCUGCAAACAGAGGUGGGUGUCGGCAGCUGCAAUUGGUCACAGUUCAUUGGUUUGUGGUGACAGAAGUGGAACCGUCCAUGUGUAUCAACUCACAAGUGAAGGUAAUCCAACACAAAGUUUUCCAAAAAUCCAUGGAAAAACUGGAGUGACAAGCGUCAGUCUCUAUGGAGACAGUGUUUACACCACAGGUAGAGACGGUUGCUAUAGAAUCUUCAGUCAUGACAACGGUUGCCUUACUCUGUUAAACACCUACCGUGUGUACAAAGGAUUUGAGUGGGUCGACAGGCUGGAGGUAGCUGAAGAGGAGAAUGAUUGUUUUAUUUUUGGAUUUCAAUCAAGUGACUUUGUUCUUUGGAGUGUGAAUAGCAACCAGAGACUUCUACAGAUUCCCUGUGGUGGAGGUCAUAGGUCAUGGGACUGCAAAACAAAGGGAGAUAACUUUAGAUUUGUGUACCAGAAAACAGGGGAGGUGGUGUUCUGCAACACCAAACUCCAACAUAGUCAAUUCAAGCUCAAGAGUGCACUUCAUGGAAGGGAGAUAACUAGUGUUAAAUACUUAGACGUCGAUAAUGAUGGGUGCAUGGUUGUGACAGGAAGUGAAGAUACAAGCGUAAAUAUAUCGACGAUUAAAUAUAAUGAAUUCGGGGUGAAAGAGAUGUCCUGCAUGGAGCACCUGAAUGGACACAUCUCUAGUGUACGAGCGCUAAGUUUGAGCCCCUCCUCUAAACAGUCACAUGACCAGAAAUCCACACUGAUGUUUUCGGCAGGUGGAAGAGCUCAGUUAUUGGUAUGGAGAUUGACAGUUAGAAAACACACCUCUUUAGUGUGUGAAAAUCUGUGCAGCUACAUGAUUGGUCAGGCAAAACGAAGGGGGAGGACAAGAAUGUGGAAACUCCAACAGAUUAAGUUAAACCCAGAGACUAGGUUUAUGGACUUAAGCAGUGUUCAACUUUCCAGUCUGUGGUCAGAUUUCCCAAAGCAUUUACAUCUCCUGACUGCUGCAUGUUCUGAUGCUCAUGUUAGGUUUUACAUUUUAGAUGAAGAAAAAAGAGAGCUUUUUAAUUUCAUGGAAUCUGUCUUUCACAAACACUGUGUAUUAAAAGUCAGUAUUGUGAAAAGGAAGUGUGACACAGAUUCCAGUGUUUAUAUAUUGUCUGCUGCAACGGAUGGCAGUAUAGCAUUCUGGGAAACAAACAAAGAAAAGAUCUCUCAAGCAAUUAAACAACACUCUGAACUAAAUACUGAAAGAACAAAUGUGGACAAAACUUCUCUGUCCAUGAAGUAUCAUACAUCACAAGAAAAUAGUGAUCUCGAAAAACAUUGUGAUAAUUCAGAGGAUGUAAUAUCUGCCUCAAGUAGCACCGAGAGUGAAGAAAGAACUCGCAAUGAGUUAGAGUGUUCUCACCUCGGUGAUAAAACUGGAGUCUCUAAUGAAAUCGACCACGGCAGUGAUGUUUCUACUGGGGAUUUAGAAGAGACGAAGCCGAUUUUUAGCCUGAAGCAUCACCAGUCAGGAGUGAAUGGCUUGGAUUGGCUUCACCUUAAAGAUGACGACUUUCUGAUAGCCAGUGGGGGUGAUGACAAUGCUCUUGUAAUCUCACUGGUUCAGAUUAACGAUGAUGAAGUUAAGGUGAAGGCGAGUGGUUCCUGUGUGAGUGCUCAUGCUACAGAGAUUACAGGUGUGAGGUUUGUUUCGCACAGUAAACUAUUAUCAGUGUCCAUUGAUCAAAGAAUGAUCCUGUGGAAUAUUGAGAUUACAGAUGGCAAUAUACAGCUGGAACAGCUGACUUGUAAACUAGUGUGUGUGGCUGACAUAUCAAACAUGGAUAUCUGGAAACUGAGCAAACUGAGCUUCCAUCCUUGGCCAUUUCAAGUGACAGGUUGAGUGUUGUGAUUUCUGGAGAAGGGUUGGCAACAUUUGAAGUGCAAUACCAAGAACCACAAGACCAGUUUGUAAUUGGAGAAUAAAUUUUCAUGCUAUA
Molecule: messenger RNA, 3793 nt
Organism: Ostrea edulis (European flat oyster)
Lineage: Eukaryota; Metazoa; Mollusca; Bivalvia; Ostreida; Ostreidae
Product: WD repeat-containing protein 6-like
Exons: 25
Coding region: 289-3696 (1135 amino acids)
Biological process (GO): tRNA methylation
Cellular component (GO): cytoplasm
Molecular function (GO): protein binding
Source: RefSeq, a predicted model, not a curated record